Athalia rosae (coleseed sawfly) is the source of this 7215-nucleotide messenger RNA. RefSeq lists its product as uncharacterized. Bases 203 to 5230 code for a protein of 1675 amino acids. Gene Ontology annotation, molecular function: metalloendopeptidase activity. Lineage: Eukaryota; Metazoa; Arthropoda; Insecta; Hymenoptera; Athaliidae. Gene Ontology annotation, biological process: membrane protein ectodomain proteolysis. The transcript has 12 exons. The record is from RefSeq and is a predicted model, not a curated record.
CCGAGCGGGUGGAGCGGGCCGUUGGAGAGGGUUGAAGCUCGAGAGAUAGUUACGGUUAUAUUUGUUGCAACGAUUUCUUUUUAGAAGUAAUUUCUAGUAUCGUUGACGAGUCAUAGACGUCAGAAUGUCGAUGUCGUCGGUGCUACGAUAAUCCAAAUUAAAAUAACACAAAAUAAAUAAACAGAUAUUCCUCGUGAAAAACAUGGCGAACAUUGUUAAUAUUUGGUGCUGCCCUAAUUUAUCACAUCGUUCUUUUAUCAUCAGUAGUGGUACAGUGUUGUGCUUGGUGCUAGUUUUCGUGCAACACGGAAUUAUUUCAGCCCAUCGGAAUGACAACAGAGAACCGUCGUCCGACUUUAGCAGACAUUCCGUUAUUCAUCCGAAAGUAUUUCACGUCAGAACGAAACGAGAAAUAUCAUCGACCAAAGAAAAUGAUUUGAGACACGCGGAUUUGCUGACGGUCGGAUUUACCGUAGACGGUCUCGAACGAGUUUUGGAUCUUCGAUUGAACAACGACCUGAUACCCGUUGGACACAAACAACGUCAUCAAGAUGAAAAUGGCCGGUUCAAAAGUCACACACCUUCGGAGGACGAAGUAGAAGUAUGUCAGUACCAAGGGAGUAUUCGGGGAAUACCGGAUUCUUGGGCAGCAGUUUCGACGUGCAGAGGAUUAAGCGGAGUCGUUUUUGACGGUCAAACUCUUCACUAUAUUCAUCCUCGGGACGAUUUUCUGGACUCGCCACAUUACAUCUACAAACACGAACAUCUAGCUGUCAACAAUACCUGUGGAUACACCGGAACUCAAUAUCACGAUAUCCACCCCCAUGAAGGAAACAGAAUGCUCAGAUAUAAGAGGGACACUGGCGAUAUCAGAGGUCCGUAUAAUGCUAACAAGCAAUCACGAUACGUGGAAUUGGUAAUGGUGAUCGAUAAGAAGGGAUAUACAGAGCUGGGUGAAAACUUGGAUAGAGUUCAUCACCACUGCAAGGAUAUAGCUAAUAUCAUCAAUGCUCUCUACAUGCCACUGAACAUUUUCAUCGCUUUGGUCGGUGUGGAAGUUUGGUCAUAUUCGGACCAGAUAUCUCUUUUAUCGGAUGGAGAAAAAACUUUGAGCAAUUUUCUCGCGUAUCGAAGAGAGAGAUUGGUCGAAGAUGUUCCCAAUGACAAUGCUCAGCUAUUAACGAAAGUGGAAUUUGAUAAUGGCGUCGUUGGUAAAGCUCUCAAAGGUCCGAUCUGUACCUAUCAAUAUUCCGGAGGAGUAUCGAUGGACCAUUCGAACGUGAUUGGACUUGUAGCUGCGACGGUUGCACAUGAAAUGGGCCAUAAUUUCGGCAUGGAGCACGAUACGCAAGAGUGUUACUGUCCUGAAGAAAGAUGUAUAAUGGCGCCUGCCAGCGGAGCGACAGGUCCCACGCAUUGGUCGUCUUGUUCCCUUGAAUAUUUGGCUCUUGCGUUUGAACACGGAAUGGAUUACUGCCUGCGGAAUAAGCCAGAGAGACUGUUCGGAAGCCCGAUGUGUGGAAAUGGUUUUGUCGAGGCUGGCGAACAAUGCGAUUGUGGAUUAGAAGUGAACUGUAACAAUCCUUGUUGCAACGCUACAACUUGCAUGCUACAUGCCAACGCUAGCUGCGCAACCGGGGAAUGUUGCAACCUAGAAACUUGUAGGCCAAAGACCGCUGGAUCGGAGUGCCGAUCGGCGGAACACGAGUGCGAUUUACCCGAAUACUGUACAGGCCAAAGCGAACAUUGUCCCUCCGAUGUUUUCAAGAUGGAUGGUGAAACUUGCAGCAUGGGUAAAGCAUUCUGCUAUCAAGGUACAUGCAGAACACGUAACGAUCAGUGUAAGUUACUUUGGGGGCCAUCGGGAUCUUCUUCCGAUGACCAGUGUUACGAUAUGAACAACAAAGGGAACAAAUUCGGAAACUGCGGAUACAAUAAAGUAGAUAAAACCUACAUAAGAUGCAAUGAUACGGACAGUUUCUGCGGUAUGCUUCAUUGCAAGCAUCUGAACGAGAGACUAGAGUUUGGCAUGGAGUCGGUCGCGAUUUUGAGUCACUCGUUUUUAAACAGUGGUGGUCAAAUUAUCCCUUGCCGGACAGCCAUUGUUGACUUAGGACUGAAUCAGAUCGACCCUGGGCUCGUACCCGAUGGGGCAAAAUGCGACAAUGGAAAGAUGUGCGUCAACCAAAAAUGCAUGCCAGUCUCAGCGUCGCGGAUCUUGUCGUCUCCAGGAGGAGGUGCUUGCCCUAAUAAUUGUAGCGGUAACGGCGUUUGCAACAGCCUUGGCAAUUGUCAUUGUAAUCGAGGGUUUCAGCCCCCACGGUGUGAUGAUAUCGGAGUCGGCGGAUCUAUCAAUAGCGGACCCGCAGAAGAUCCAAAUGCAAGAAAAGAAUUCAUAAUAUCGCUCUACGUGAUUUUCUUCGGGAUUGUUCCCCUUGUGGCACUGAUCGCUAUAUUCCUUUGGUCGAGGAGCAAUGGGAAAUAUAAAUGGAAAAAGGGAUCCACUUCAGCGACUGAUCGUGCGAACAACACCUUAUCGAUCAAGACAAUCGACCGUUCAAGCCCCGCACCUCGUAAUAUUGAGACGAUCGACUCGACCCUCAGCCAGGAUUCAGCCUGCGCCAGUUUGUUACCCAAGACAGAGAGCGAUGAACGUUUCAACAACAAUCUGUUCGGUCAUUUCAAAGGAUUUACCAUUGUUCCUAUCCAGAAUCAGUCCAAACUAGCAGAGCCCACAAAACCAGCACCUCCUCCUCCGGUAGUUCCAACCGUAGCAAUAAAGACUAAUCUUAAAUUAACACAACGAAGUAAUACAUUGCGAAGCACAUUGUCUAGUGGUGUUUGCAACGUAAAUCAAACUUCUAUAGCACCUGCGCUGCCCCCCCUCAAUCCGGGAUGUAACGCAAGGCCUUUAAUCAGUAGCCCUGUCCUUGCGACGACUACUUGUACAUCGGUAGAAAUUAUUGGACCCAAAGUACCUAGCAGACCUGCCCCUGACAUACCCACCAGACUCACACAUGAAAUUUCAUCUGUUGCAUGCAUUCCCCAAAAACCGCAAAGGCCAAACAGUACGCCUCUCACGAAUGUUAUUUUACCGGAGAUUGAGAAAAAGCAUGAAAAAGGCAGCGCUCUUAAUCGCAUUGCUUCGAUAUUACGACCAAACUCUGGAAUUAUAAGAUCUAACUCUCAGCCUGCAGGAAAAGAUGAGAAAAAGACUAACUCUCUGCCAAGGAAUCAACAUCACAAAGCAAACAAAGUUAUUGACAAAGAGAUAUUGAGAAAUUUGGAAAUUUCAAAUCCCAUCCCUCAAAGUGAAAUUGAAAUUCCUACACCUGUAAUUUCAGUUGUUUCUGAAGUAGAUGGGGAUGAAAAAAAGACAGUUGUUAUGCGUGCACAGUCAAUGAGAGAUGCUAAAAUCACUGCAAAACCUGCGAUUCACACUUUCGGAUCGAUGAGACAAGCAAAUUCUAAUAAAAGACCCACGAGCAUACCGGCUAGUGCCAGACCGACCUGUCCACCUCCAGGACCACCUGGAUUAUCUUCCACAGAGAAGAUUCCAGAGUCAGGGAUUAAGAUACCUGGAUUACCUGGAUACCAGAACCCGCCAGUUAAGAAUGUGCAAAAAAUUCCAGACAACACUUAUGAUGACUGUUUGAAUUCUGUGAACGAACCUUUACUUGGCAAAAUAAUGGAGGAAUCGCCAUCCAGUGAUAAUAUAUAUGCAGUUAUCGAAGAAUCAAUACCGGAAAAAAGUCGUAAGAAAAUUGAACCACAAAUACAGAACGUACCGAAUGAAUACAAGUCGCCUAAGCCUGUAGAAACAUCGCCAAAGUCGGCGGGAGGGAGUUCCGAUUCCAUGGGUCUGCUAUCCGAAAUUGUUUCCGAAAUAUCAAACAGAAAUUUUGACUCCAUUUAUUCGACAUCAACCUUAGCCAGGAAGAAAAAAGAAAAAGAAGAAAUGGAUAAAAACUCUGAAAAUUUAGGGUCUAACAGCUCGAUAGGGACCUAUAUAAAUUCAAGUCACUAUAAAUCCCCUGGUAGCGUCUACUCAACUUCACCAUCUGGGAAAUUUAAUUCCGCCAGCUCAACGACGAGCUCUGGCUACUUGAAUCCAGCUGCUGUUAAUGUGCCUCAACCAAAAGUUAAAAAAGAGUCUGACCAGAAAUUACUGGAAAAAAAUCGAAAGGAUGAUUGCAAGAGUAAAUCGGAUACAUUCAAUUCCAACAAUCCGAAUAUAAAUGACGAGAUGUCUAAGCAGCUCGGAAUAAAGCCUCCGGAUAACGCGAUGCAUUUCAAACCUCUGGCAGCUGCGUCUAAUAGACUACUUACUUCUUUGGUGACAAAUUUGAAAAAAGAGGAUAAAAAAGAUGAGUCCAAAGCCCCUACGAAGCCUCCCUUAAACAGAACUAAGACACCUCCUAAUCUAUCAAAAGUUUUCACAUCAAAACAGUCUUCGGAUGGUAAUGUGAAAGGUGUUAAGCUAGGUCAAGAAUCGAAUUUCAAACCAAUUAGACAAGGGUCGGAUACAAGUUUGAAAUCUAGUAAGCAAAGCAGUGGUUUAAACAAGUCCAAUCCUAGUUUGAAUAAGUCAAAUACAAAUUUAAAUCGGUCAUCAAAUAAUUUAAACAGAAACGGUUCAAGCUCAAAUUUAAGUGCGAUGCCAUUAAAGAAUGUGCCCUCUAGUCCAAAAUGUUCGACGGGAAAUCUAAGUACAGCGAACAGUCCUGAUCUGGUAUCUAGUUGUUCUAACAGUAGCCAGAAUAUUGCAAAGUCGCCCGAUGUACUGGGAAUUAAUCUAAAACCUGUGGGUGCAGCAAAAAAUAUUCAAAAAACUCCGACAUUGCCAAGAAGCACAAAGUCGCCGUCGACUCCACCGAAACCAGCAGCUAUAUUAACGAAGUCGGUUAGUCUCGUCGAUAGGAAGAAAUCACCAACUGGUAAUACCAGUAUAGUGAAAUCGUUGUCUGCUAAAGAAAAUGUUGUGAAUAAAGCAGCUCAGCUUUCGAAAGUCCCUCCAAAAAAUGAGGUAAAACCGCCCUUAGAAACUACUGCUAAAGGUAAUCCAGUUCAAAAAGCAGCUAGUAGCAAAUCAAACGUUGCUUCUUUACAGCAAAAGUUUGAAGUUAACAAAACAUCAAAUCCAGCACCAAGGACUAUGUCAGCCAUUGGCAAAAAAAAUAUUAUUAACAAGACUUCCGAAGUGAGUCGAACUAGUAGUGCUAAAAAGUGAAUUAAAUAAACUAUCGUCAGUUGUCGGAGUAUGCAAAUCUCAUAAUACAAUUGCAAGUUUUGAGAACAGGGGCAUUUUUUUUUAUUGCUAAACAGCUGAACAUGUUCGCUAAAAAAUGUAAAGCAAAUCUGGCAUCUAUAUCUGGCGUUGUUUAAUUAUUUAAUCUGCUUGAGAGACGGUACUAUUUGUAAAUCGUAUAACGAAUUUUACACUAAAAUAUAGACAAUGAGAAGUUCGCGAACAGGUAACUGUCGAUUAAACAUAUUGCAAUUUCGUGUACAUAAAAUAUCUGCCGAAAUAUAAUUUUCACAAGUCCAAAUAUGUAAACAACCAUAAAAAUCUAUUUAGUAUAACGUUUUUAUAAAAAAAAAAAAAAGAAAUAACGAGAUCGAAGAAGUCUAAUCUAUUUUCACAACCUCUAUGUUAAUGCAAAAAAAUGAAUAUAAUCGGUACAAUUUGGAUGAACCAGCCUUCAGACAAAACCAUGUUCAAUCGCAGAAAAACAAAUGAUGAAUAUGAAUAUUGCAACCAAAAAUGAAUAUAAAUCACAUCACAGCCCUAAACAGACAAAUAAAAUUAUAGAUUCAGAACAAUAAUUUACUCAAUCUUUUACAGUCGCAGUUUGAAACUCAUGGUGCAUUUCAAGCUAUAAAGAUGUAGAACUACAUUACCCUGUUAUAGAUUCUUUAAUCCUAAUCCACGCGUGGUAUGGAGAGUACAUAUUUAUUUGACUGAUUUUUUUGUACAUAUGUUGAUAUGUAUCGAUACAAUAUUAUAUGAUAGUAUAUCAAGUAAAGAGGAGAGAAAAAAUUUUAUAAAUACGUACCUUUGUGCUGAUGUUGAUAGUUACAAAUGACUAUUAUUUUAAGUAGAAUAUAUGUAGAUUAUAGGAAUAAUAAUUACAACAACAACAACAACAACAAUAAAAACAAUAGUAAUAGUGAUAGUGCUAACAACUUGCGAAUAACUCUAUAAAAUGAGAUAUGUACAGAUCUAUGAAGGGCGCAUUUUUAUAUGACCUAGAUUAGAUUACGGUAUCCAAAUCAACAAGUUGCUUUCGAAUCUGUACACUGCCUUGCAAAGUCUUUAGUAUUUAAGAAUAAUCGUUGAAUUUAUAUAUACUGUAUAAUGUACGACGACCACAGGAUUGAAUUUCAGAACUAUACGCUAUUAUGCGACACGAAAUUUAAAUACCAUUAAUUUUUAUUUAUAUUUUUCUCUGAUCAGCUAAAUGAAAUCUACAAAACUGAGACAAUAUAUGUAAUUUAAUGAACAAGUUCACAUUCCGUUGCAAUUACAGCUCUAUUGUUGAGAAAUUUCUUCCUGUGGGUAAAAUUAAUUUUAUUACGUCAGAACUGAUUUUGGCAGACUAAAGAUGUAGGAAUUUUUAAAUACGUUGAUAACAUUGUUCGACGGUAAUUUGAUAAUAAUAUAAAUAGCUCGUAAUAAUUUAUUUUAUAAGUAAAAAGAAAAAAGCUGUUUCAGUAAUAAAUACUUCAGUAAUUUUCCUAGAAUAUAAUGCAAUCACUUUACUGCUACGAUUUUUGUUUCAUUAUCUCCGAUGAGAUAGAGCAUUUAUUACGUAAUACGUUCGUUAUCUCUUAUUGUUCUCAUCCCACCAUUUCGAUUAAUUAUUGUUGCCCAUCAACAGGACGACGAAAGCAUUUGAUCGAAGGCAGCGUAUUCAUUUGAUACGUUUUGCCUCUAGUCUAUCGCUUGUAUUUUAUACUAACUGUGUCUAUACGAGCAAACUAUGGUACUGCAGCACUAUUCGUUACAUUGUUAUGACAGAAAACUACGCGAUACAAACAGUAUCAUAAUUGUUGUUACCAAAGAUACAUGCAAUCAUACAUUUAUAUUUCUAUCAUUAUAAGUUUUAAUGUUGUUCUUCAAGACUACUUAACAGAGUUAACAAUGGAUUGCAUUGAAUGAUUAAUUCGAAUCUGUGUACAACUUGAUGCAAAUUAAAAUAACAUUUAAAGCAA